Sebastes umbrosus (honeycomb rockfish) is the source of this 2678-nucleotide messenger RNA. RefSeq names its product nephronectin-like. The record is from RefSeq and is a predicted model, not a curated record. NCBI's taxonomy places the organism in Eukaryota, Metazoa, Chordata, Actinopteri, Perciformes, Sebastidae. Gene Ontology annotation, cellular component: membrane. The coding region runs from base 861 to 2678 and encodes 605 amino acids. Gene Ontology annotation, molecular function: calcium ion binding. The transcript has 15 exons.
GUUCUCCUGCAAUGUUCUUCUCUCUGAGGAGGUUCUACUGGAACGUUCUACUCUCUGAGGAGGUUCUAGAGGUUCUACUGGAACUUUUUCUACUCUCUGAGGAGGUUCUACUGCAACGUUCUUCUUUCUGAGGAGGUUCUACUGGAACGUUCUACUCUCUGAGGAGGUUCUAGAGGUUCUACUGGAACUUUUUCUACUCUCUGAGGAGGUUCUCCUGCAAUAUUCUUCUCUCUGAGGAGGUUCUACUGGAACGUUCUUCUUUCUGAGGAGGUUCUACUGGAACGUUCUACUCUCUGAGGAGGUUCUAGAAGUUCUACUGGAACUUUCUACUCUCUGAGAAGGUUCUACUGUUUCUACUGGAACGUUCUACUCUCUGAGGAGGUUCUAGAGGUUCUACUGGAACGUUCUACUCUGAGGAGGUUCCACUGGAGCGUUCUACUCUCUGAGGAGGUUCUAGAGGCUCUACUGGAACGUUCUACUCUCUAAGGAGGUUCUACUGGAACGUUCUUCUCUCUGAGGAGGUUCUACUGGAAUGUUCUAUUCUCUGAGGUGGUUCUAGAGGUUCUACUGGAACGUUCUACUCUCUGAGGAGGUUCUACUGGUUCUACUGGAACGUUCUACUCUCUGAGGUGGUUCUAGAGGUUCUACUGGAACGUUCUACCCUCUGAGGAGGUUCUACUGGAGCGUUCUACUCUCUGAGGAGGUUCUAGAGGUUCUACUGGAGCGUUCUACUCUCUGAGGAGGUUCUAGAGGUUCUACUGGAACGUUCUACUCUCCGAGGAGGUUCUACUGGAACGUUCUACUCUCUGAGAAAGUUCUAGCGGCGGUCUCAUCCUCUGGUUCCGUCCUUUCUGGUGAGGAUGCUGAUCCGGGUCAGCCUGGUUCUGCUCUACUGGUUCUGUGUGUGGAUCCGGGGCCAGCAGCUGGACUAUGACAGCUGGGCGGACCAGGCGGUGUCGUCCGACGGUCUCUGUCGCUAUGGCAACAGCGUGGAGUGUUGCUGGGGCUGGAGACAGGUGGACUGGGGACGCUGUCAACCUCACUGUCAGCAGGGCUGUAAACAUGGAGAGUGUGUCGGACCGGACCGGUGCAGAUGUCACCGGGGAUACACCGGCAAGGCCUGUAACCACGACCUGAAUGAGUGUGGUGUGAAGCCUCGGCCCUGUAAGCAUCGCUGCAUGAACACAGCGGGCAGCUACAAGUGUUACUGUCUGGACGGAUACACGGUGCAGCCGGACGGCAGCUGCAGGAAUGCUCGGACCUGUUACCAUGCCAACUGUCAGUACGGCUGUGAGGUCAUGAAGGGGGCGGUCCGAUGCACCUGUCCGUCGCCGGGGUUACGGCUGGGACCAGACAGACGCACCUGUAUCGACAUCGAUGAGUGCGUGCGUGGUGGGGGGGCGUGUCCUCGUCGCAGGAAGUGCGUGAACACGUUUGGCAGCUUCCUGUGUAAAUGUCACGUCGGCUUCAGGCUCGUCUACAUCAACGGACGCUACACCUGCACCGAUAAGGACACUCGUCCCUUCUGCUCUCUGAAUCCGUCCUCUCCAAAGUGCCAAUGUGAAGACGACAGCUGUAGAGCUGUCCUCAAAGUGACUCUGGAGCCACAGAGACCGAGAACUACAAGAACUACAACUCCCAUUAUCACCACCGCUACUAACACUACUACUCCUGCUCCUCCAACUGCUACUACUCCUGCUACUACUACUACUACCGCUACUACUACUACUACUACUACUACUACUAACACUACUACUCCUGCUCCUCCAACUACUACUGCUACUACUACUACUACUACCGCUACUACUACUACUACUACUCCUCCUGCUCCUCCAACUACCGCUACUACUACUACUACUACUACUACUACUAACACUACUACUCCUGCUCCUCCAACUACUACUGCUACUACUACUACUACUACCGCUACUACUACUACUACUACUCCUCCUGCUCCUCCAACUACUGCUACUACUACUACUACUACUGCUACUGCUACUACUUCAAGUACAACACCUGCUACUACUGCCACGACUACGUCAAGUACAACUCCUGCUACGACCACAGCUGCUAGUACUACUACUACUACCCUAGAUACUUCAACUGCCACUACUACUACUACUACUACUCCUCCUACUACUACUACUCCUCCUACUACUACUACAACUACUGCUACUACUACUACUACUACAGUGGAAGCAACAACAGUGAGCAACAGGAUCAAUAAGGACGUGACACACAGACAGAGAGGAGACGUGCACAUCCCUCGACAGCCCGGUCACAACCAGGUGUGGGAGUUUGACAUCGAGCUGGGAAACACCGCCGAGGAGGCCAGAGAUGAUCCUGCGGUUGGUGAGCUCCACUGUACCUUCGAUCACGGACUGUGUGACUGGAUAUCAGACAGAGAAGGAGAUCUACACUGGGACACAGCUCUCAACCCCGCAGGUGGGCGGUACCUGUCCGUCCAAGAGCUGAAGGCGGGGCAAAGGAGCAUCCGCGGUGCUCGACUGGCCGUCCAAAUAACCCCGCCCUGGAGCCAGGGCGACCUGUGCUACUCCUUCUCCCAUUGGCUGACGGGGCAUCAAGUGGGCGUGUUGCAGCUGUUUGUCAGGAAAAAGGGACGAGACCAAAGCAGCGCCGGGUUUCAACAGCUGCUCCGAGUACGGGGUCAGAUAUGA